Thermothelomyces thermophilus ATCC 42464 is the source of this 297-nucleotide messenger RNA. RefSeq lists its product as uncharacterized. The transcript has a single exon. The annotation marks the transcript as partial. NCBI's taxonomy places the organism in Eukaryota, Fungi, Ascomycota, Sordariomycetes, Sordariales, Chaetomiaceae. The record is from RefSeq and is a predicted model, not a curated record.
CUUUUCCUUAAAUACUACCAUUUUAUUAAAGUAUAUAUUAAUAAUAUUAUUAUCUUUGGUAAAAUAAAAGAAGAAUACCCAAAAUACCUAUAUAUCAUUUAUAGAAUCCUUAAUAAGGCCUAUAUCCAUAUUAGCACCAUUAAAUUCUUUAUAAGAUACCUAGCUAUAAGACUCCUUAGGUAUAUCGUAAAUGGUAAAGGCAUUAUUAAAACCGAUGACCAUAUUGCUGCCUUUAAGAAGCUAAAGUUUUUAGACACUCUUGAUAGCUUAGAGCAUUACCUUAGAAUAGCCGGAUAG